AUGAAUGUUAUAAAGAAUAAUGUAGAAAUAAAGAGACUUGCUCAGAGCACCUUAAGACAAAGAGCUACAGUACGUCCGACCAGUGUCGAGCGUCUAGAGCACUCGGACAGCAUGCACGCGGGUGCCGGAGCGCUGUGCCUGGCAGCCGAGGCCGGCUGCCGCGAGGCGGUGCGCGCGUUGUCUGCACCAGCGGCCGCCGGGCCCGACGCGUGGGGCAGCACGGCGCUGCAGUGGGCGGCGGCGCGCGGCCGGGACGCGGCGGUGGCGCUGCUGCUGGAGGAGGGCCGCGCAGACGUGCGCGCCGCGGACCGGGACGGCGUGACGGCGCUGCACGCGGCCGCCGCCCGCUGCGGCGCGCCCACCGUGGAGGCGCUGCUGCGCGCCGGCGCCGACCCGGCCGCCGCGGACGGCGAGCUGGCGCUGCCGCUGCACUGGGCGGCCGGCGCGGGCAACGCGGCCGCGCUCGCCGCGCUGCUGGAGGCGUGCCGCGGCCGCGGCAGCGCGUGCGACCCGCCCGACGCCACCGGCCAGACGCCGCUGCACUACGCGGCGCGCGCCGGCUGCGUGGACGCGGUGCGCGCGCUGCUGGCCGCGGGCGCCUACCGGCGCGCCCUCUGCGCCGGCGGCCGAACGCCGCUGCACGUCGCGGCCUUCCACGCGCGACCCGCCACCGUGCGACUGCUGCUGGCCGACGGCGCGCAGGACGUCAACAGGCCCGACGACCACGGGCAGACGCCGCUCUACUGCGCGGCCGUGGGCGGCAGCAUCGCGGCGGCCGCCCUCCUGCUCGCGGCCGGCGCCGACAAGGCGGUCUGCAACAAAGCCGGCUUCUCCCCACAACGGGUGGCGCUCGACCAGGGCCGCCACGACCUGGCCGCGCUUCUGGACGAGAACGACGACAGCCCGGUCGUCGACGAACGCACGGUACUUCAUUGGGCAGCAGAGGAAGGCAACGACGACGAGGUGGUGCGCCUUCUGCAGGCUGGGGUGGCGCCAGUGGACGCUUCCGACGCGGACGGCCUGACAGCUUUGCACCUGGCGGCAGCGCAUUGCGGCGAGCGCGCCGUGAGGGCGCUGCUGGAGGCGCGAGCAGACCCGCACGCCAGGGCGGGCGACGGCCGCUCGCCGCUGCACUGUGCAGCCGCCGCGGGCCGCACCGCCAACGUGCGCGCCCUGCUUGAGGCAGGCGCCGGGCCCAACGUGCCCGACGCCAAGGAGGAGCGCGCAGACGGCCGCUCGCCGCUGCUGUUCGCCGCCUGGUACGGACACGCAGCCGCUGUCGACGCGCUGCUCACGGCAGGCGGCGCAGACGUGACAGUGACCAACCGGAACGGCAGGUCGGCGCUGCAGUGCGCCGCGCGCAGUGGCUCCGUGCUGACGGCGCGCCUGCUACUGGCCGCCGGGGCAGAUGUCAACGUCAGAGACCGCAACGGGAAGACCGCCAUGGAUGUCGCCAAGAAGCGCGACCACAAGCUGUCACCACCACCACCACCACCACCACCACCACCACCACCAACGCCCAUCUCCCACUGGGGUGCCAGCAGGGAUAAUGAUAGGAGCACAGUGACAGAUGAGACCCAACAGAAGCACACAGUGUUAAUUGAUGAUGAUGAUGAUGAUGAUGAUGAUCUCCAGAGAAAGAUUAAAGGUUAUGGUGAAGAUACCACCAAACGAAUGGAUUGA
Molecule: messenger RNA, 1683 nt
Organism: Schistocerca cancellata (South American locust)
Lineage: Eukaryota; Metazoa; Arthropoda; Insecta; Orthoptera; Acrididae
Product: ankyrin repeat domain-containing protein 65-like
Exons: 6
Coding region: 1-1683 (560 amino acids)
Molecular function (GO): protein binding
Source: RefSeq, a predicted model, not a curated record